CCGGCUAUUAAUACAGCUUCCUCCUCCCCCAAUCCAUCUGGUUCUUUUUCCCUUCCUCUUCAGCCAACAAAGCCUUACUUCUUAGCUCGCCAGCGUUUCGCACUUGACUUCGGUCGUCCAUUCUUUCAAAACUUUCCAAAGCUCUUCGCUUCAGUCACUCUUUCCAACAAUCACUUUUCGUUUCACGAAUAUCCAGCCGUCAAAAUGAAGUUCGCUGCCGCCGCCGUUCUCCUUGCCGCCGCCGUCUCCGCUCAGGAGGUCGACGAGAUCGUCUACACUACCCAGAUGAUCACUGUCUCCAAGUGCCCCGAGACCGUCACUGACUGCCCUGCUGAGUCCAAGACCCAGCACAUCACCAGCGCUGUCGUCCCCAUGACCACCUCUACCAUCUACCAGACCAACACCCACACCGUCACCUCUUGCGGUCCUGAGUACACUGAGUGCCCUGCUCACUCUACCGUCGUCAAGACCGAGGUCGUCGCCAUCUCUACCACCGUCUGCCCCGUCACUGCCACCCAGACCCCCGUUACCACUGCUCCUACCUGGAACAACGGCACCACUCCCGCCGUCUCCAAGCCUGCUCAGUCCACUGAGUGCCAGGAGUCCAACACCCCCGUUGUCCCCGUCAGCUCUGCCCCCGCUGCUUGCGUUCCCUCCAGCUCGGUCACUGCUAUCACCAAGAGCUACACCACCGUUCUCACCUCUGUUGAGUACUCCACCGUCCAGAUCACUUGCCCUACCCAGCCCGCUGGUGGCAACUGCCCCGGUGGUGAGAACUGCCCUCCUCAGGUUCCCACUACUGGUGCCCCCGUCUGCCCCGGCCCCAACUGCCCUCAGCCCACUGGUGGUAACAACGGCACCAUUGGCCAGCCCCCCGUCACUGCCGGCGCUGCCUCUUUCACCGGCUCUGCCCUUUUCGCCGCUGCCGCCGGUAUUGCCGCUUUCAUCCUCGCUUAAAUAUUUCCACUCGACUUUCUAGUUGAAGCUUAACAGCUUUGUGCAAAUAUUUUUACGAGAGGCAUUAAUCACUGGGGUCUUUGCAGUUGGACAUGUACAGAGGUUUAACUAGGCUCCAUUAAUAAAGCAUUUACGGCAAUCUUGGGUUGUUUUUUGAUUCUUUCGAUGUGGAUGGGUUUUAUCGCUCAGACCAAUGUAUCUAAUUCUUAAUUGUAGUCGAGGCGUUUUGGAGAUGACAGCCUCUGGAAGUUCUAGGUUUUAUUCUACAAACGGUUCUAUUUUCAACCAACUUUAUAUGACCACUUUAUUCGAUUGUCGUAAAACAAGCU
[Torrubiella] hemipterigena is the source of this 1286-nucleotide messenger RNA. NCBI's taxonomy places the organism in Eukaryota, Fungi, Ascomycota, Sordariomycetes, Hypocreales, Clavicipitaceae. The record is from the annotation of a GenBank genome assembly.